UUCUGCCUACUUCAUUUUAGGUCCAACGUCCUGCCUGCGCAAGUCCCACAUAUUCUGUUUCCUGUCCAUGACACACAGCUAUCCUGUAGCAACACGGACUCAGACUAGGAGCUGACCAUGAAACUGGAAAGACUUCCUGGCUGGUUGAAGGCUGUGACCUGUGGGCUCCUGCUUCUCUUCCUGCAUGUACAAGGCCAGGACUCAGCCAGCCCCAUCAGGAACACACACACAGGCCAGGUUAGAGGAAGCUUCGUCAAGGUGAAAAACACUGAAGUUGGUGUCCACAGCUUCCUGGGAAUCCCCUUUGCCAAGCCACCUGUGGGACCACUGCGCUUUGCACCCCCUGACGCCCCUGAACCGUGGAGUGGUGUGAGAGAUGGGACCUCCUAUCCAGCCAUGUGUCCACAAAAUGAUGAUAUGAUAAAUUCAGAGGGUCUGAAGAUGAGAAAACACUUCAUGCCUCCCAUCUCUAUGUCCGAGGACUGCCUAUAUCUCAACAUCUACACACCAGUGCAUGCCCGUGAGGGCUCCAAACUGCCUGUGAUGGUGUGGAUCCAUGGUGGCGCUCUGGUUGUAGGAAUGGCCUCCAUGUAUGAUGGAUCCAUACUGGCAGCCAUUGAGGAUGUGGUAGUGGUCACUAUCCAGUACCGUCUGGGUGUCCUGGGAUUCUUCAGCACUGGAGACCAGCACGCCAGAGGCAACUGGGGCUACCUGGACCAAGUGGCCGCCCUACGCUGGGUCCAGCAGAACAUUGCCCACUUUGGAGGCAACCCUGAUCUUGUCACCAUCUUUGGCGAGUCAGCAGGUGGUGCAAGUGUGUCUUCACAUGUUGUGUCCCCCCUGUCCAAAGGACUCUUCCACAGAGCCAUCAUGCAGAGUGGAGUAGCCGUGUUGCCUGGUCUCAUCUCCAGCUCCUCUGAAGUGGUUUAUGGAACUGUGGCCAAUCUAUCUGAUUGUGCAGCUGUGGACACAGAGACGCUAGUGCGCUGCCUACGGGGCAAGACUGAAGCCGAGAUUCUGGCUAUUAACAAGGUGCGGCUGGGAAGAUGGCAGCUUGCAAGGUGUGUUACAGUGACUUUUACUGCCCCUCAGGUCUUCAAGGUCAUCCCUGCAGUGGUGGAUGGAGAGUUCUUCCCCAGGCACCCUGAGGAGCUCUUGGCCUCUGCUGAAUUUCACCCUGUCCCCAGCAUCAUUGGUGUCAACAAUGAUGAGUAUGGCUGGCUUCUCCCUAUGUUCAUGGGCUCUGCUCAGAAAAUGAAGGGAAUAACCAGACAAACCCUGCCUGCUGUUCUGAAGAGCACAACAGCACAGAUGAUGCUGCCUCCUGAGUGUAGCGACCUGAUAAUGGAAGAGUACAUGGGGGACACUAAGGACCCACAGACCCUCCAAAUACAGUACACAGAGAUGAUGGGAGACAUCACAUUUGUGGUCCCUGCACUCCAAGUAGCACAUUUUCAGCGUUCCCACGCUCCUGUCUACUUCUAUGAGUUCCAACAUCGGCCCAGCUUCUUCAAGGAUAUCAAGCCACCCCACGUCAAGGCUGACCAUGGUGAUGAGGUUCCUUUUGUCUUUGGGUCCUUCUUCUGGGGCGUGAAAAUUGACCUCACUGAGGAGGAAGAGCUACUGAACAGGAGGAUGAUGAAGUACUGGGCCAACUUUGCAAGACAUGGGAACCCUAACAGUGAGGAUCUACCCCACUGGCCCAUGAUGGACAAUGAUGAGCCAUACCUGCAGCUGGACCUCCAGCCUGCUGUGGGCCGAGCCCUGAAGGCCAGAAGGCUGAAGUUCUGGACCCAGACUCUGCCUCAGAAGAUCCAGGAGCUAAAGGGAUCUCAGGAGAGGCACAAAGAGUUGUAGUACUCUGUGUGAAGAAAGGCAUUGGGCUUCAUAGACAUGUGGGUUCUGUCCGAGGUUUGGACAGCUUUUUGAUCCUAACAUUCACAUAACCAUUCCUAACAUAUACAGCCGCCCCUUUUACCAAUCCGCAUGACAAGACGUCUGCAUGUCUCUCCUUCACAAAACACUGCUGUUCUUCUGGUUGACCCACUCAAUAAAAGUUCUUGUAACAA
Arvicola amphibius (Eurasian water vole) is the source of this 2069-nucleotide messenger RNA. Its product is annotated as pyrethroid hydrolase Ces2e-like. Lineage: Eukaryota; Metazoa; Chordata; Mammalia; Rodentia; Cricetidae. The transcript is spliced from 12 exons. The coding region runs from base 118 to 1857 and encodes 579 amino acids. Gene Ontology annotation, molecular function: carboxylic ester hydrolase activity. The record is from RefSeq and is a predicted model, not a curated record. Gene Ontology annotation, cellular component: intracellular membrane-bounded organelle.